Trypanosoma grayi is the source of this 810-nucleotide messenger RNA. RefSeq lists its product as hypothetical. The record is from RefSeq and is a predicted model, not a curated record. The transcript has a single exon. NCBI's taxonomy places the organism in Eukaryota, Euglenozoa, Kinetoplastea, Trypanosomatida, Trypanosomatidae. Bases 1 to 810 code for a protein of 269 amino acids.
AUGGAGCACGUGCUCCACCUCGCGGAGUACUGCUGCGGCGUUGGGAAGGGCUGCAAGUGGUCCCGGAGCGAGUGCAAGGGAGAAGAUGCAUACAAACUGAAUGCAGCAGACUCUGCAAUGACAGCGGCGUCUCCAGCGGUGAUUGAAGAAGGGGCAGCGGCGGCAGCAGAAAAGGACGCAGAAAUGAGUGCGCCAUCAGAUGAUAGAAAAGCUGCGGCCGAGUUGGAAUUUCUUGACCUCUCAGGGAGCUGCCUCACGGAGUCACAGGCGCUGUGGCUGGGGACGAUUAUAUUUCACCCUCGAUGCUCUCUGCGUCGCGUCGACCUGUGUGAGUGUGGAUUAGGGAAUGCUGGGCUGCGCGCCCUGCUGCGAGAGGCGGCGUCGAGCCCACGUCUCGGUGAUGCUGUUGUUGGUGUCACGCCACUUGAUGUGUUGGCUCUGCGCUGGAAUGGUGUGACGGAGGACGAGAGCUUUGGUGGGAUUCUCAACCGUCUAGAUGAAUCUACAUGCAAUAUGUAUCUAGAGGUGCACGGAAAUUACUUGUCUUCGUCCGUACAACGUCGGCUCGCGGACAGAGAGGCGAAGAUGAUGCCCAUUGUAGUGGCCCAGCGGCGGGCGCGGCGUGCUGAGGCGAAAGUAGUGCAGAAUGCCCAAGAACAUCGGAAGCAGGAGCAGCAGCAGAAACCAGAGCAACUGGAACCUUCAUCUUCCUGUUAUGCCCUGGGCCUUCUCCUCUCCAUCGAUGAGAACCCACCGUCAUCUCUGCCAUCUCUCCAUCUGUUAGCGUCACUUCUGUAUGCACGUGAGUGA